AAAAAUUAUGAUGAAUAUAACGUUAUAUGAAGACAAUGCCAUUGUUUACGCUGUAAAUCAACUUUGGCAACAGUUAUUAUGGCUAUUCAUGCUGCCACUAUUUUACGAUCAUGAUCCUACUGAUGACAAUAAUGGUUAUCACCAUCCUCAUUAUGAAACAAAGAUUUAUCCUCUAUUCAUGCUUUUAAUUGCAUUGGAGUCCGUAAUCCGAGUCUAUAAUAAAUCAACUACAAUACGAAUGUCCGAAAUUAUCAUUAAUGUCAUAUCAGGUGUAUUGGCUGUGUUAUCAAGGGCAUUUACCGUAAACCUAUUGUACUCACUAAGCAUGUGGUGUCACCAAAACUACAAUGUAAUAAAUCUGUCACAACACUCAUUGUGGACAUGGAUUGUGGCCCUAUUGAGCGUAGAGUUUGUGUACUACUGGUGCCAUAGGGCCGGACACGAGGUGAACGUAUUCUGGGCUAACCAUCAGUACCAUCACAGCGGCGAAGAUCUUAACCUAUCGGUGGGCUCCAGACUCGUCGGCCUCGAAGCCAACUAUAUAUUAUUUGAUGUGGGUGUAAUAAUUCUGGCAACACUAUUCCCACCACCGAUGCUAUUAAUCCUGUCCCAGUUCUCCAUCGUAUAUCAAUACACUUUGCACACAACAAUUGUGGGCAAAUACGGUCCGUUAGAGCACGUGCUGAUGACCCCGAGCCUUCACCGCGUUCACCAUGGUAGUAAUCCCUAUUGUAUUGACAAGAAUUACGGGGCCGUACUGUGCGUAUGGGACCGCCUGUUUGGCACCCAUCAGCUCGAGACCGAUGAGACAGUGGUGUACGGUCUGGUAGAAAAAGGACCCAGCACAUACGAUUACAGCGCCCUUACACUUAUAAUAGUGAGGGUCAUAUCAACGGCCAAAUGGGACCAAAAGCGACAAAAUCUACGCAAAAGACUAAAACUAAUUGACGAGAGAACCGAUCAAAAGGCUAUUAUAUUGAAUGAAAACCUAUCGUUCACUUUCUGUGAUAAUAAACCCAACAAUGAAAGCAAUCGGCGGUCACUUCUGGUACUGUUUGGUUGGCUUUUCUCCAAACAAAAACAUUUAGACAAAUACCGGAAGAUAUAUCUCGACAAAGGCUUUGAUGUACUGACAGUCAGAUUGAAAGCUGGCGACACUCUCAUGCCGUCAAUUGGCUGUCAACUCGUGGCCCAGACUCUAGUCGACAGUCUCGACCAUCUCCAGGACCGGUACGACGGGUAUGUGUUUCACGUGUUUUCUAUCGGUUCUUAUCUAUUAAGCGAACUAUUCAUACGGUUAUUACUGCCGGAAAACGCGGCCAUAUGUCGGCGUACGAGUCAUUUAUUACAUGGAUUCAUAAUAGACUCGGGUGUGGACGCCGUGGAUGCGGCCACAGGUAUGGCUUAUACGCUAACAAAUAAGCCAUUACUUCAAUACCAAAUAAAACAAGUGAUGAAUGCAUAUAUAUUUUUGACGUACAAUUUUGUGGCCAAACACUGGUUCGCGUCGUCAGUGGUGUACAAAUCGCGUCCAUUUCAUUGUCCGAUUCAGUACUUCAUGUCCGAGAAUGACAUCGUUUCCAAUCCGGCCAACACUCGAGACAUACUCCGACGCCUUCGCGCUCAGGGAUCACGUGAUAAUGUAUACGACAAAUGGUGGACAGAGUCGGCACACGUGGGCCACUAUUUUAAGUAUCCUGAUGAAUAUAUGGAGCAUUUAAAUAAUUUUUUAAGAAUAUUAUUACUGGAGUCCACUUCACUAUACGAUGUGACCACUAAGCCAUUUGUACCCGAGUACUACCCCUCGGAGUUUUUUGCCACCGGAUAUUCAAAUAACUUUGGGUUUUCGAAAUCGGGUCAACCAGUUUACGGCAAAGUAGGUCGUUCUUCAUGGUACGAUUUGGCUGUUAUGGCUAAUAAACCGGAUUUGUUUAGAGAUAAAUCGGUCAUUCUAUACGAGCAACAUCCAAUAUUUCAGACCGUAAUCAAUUUUGGUCUCCAAUUCUUUAACCCCACUAUUCGUAAUCGAAUGGUAAACAAGAAAAUAGCGGACGAAGAGUUGCUAAGUAUGGAUGAGGUGCCGGUCUAUGUCGGCGGCAGAAACACUAGUUAUCACAGAAUACCGCCGAUGGUUAAAAGUGGCACAUGUUUACCACAUCUCAACCAUAUAUCCAGAAGUGAUUGGAAUUUGUUUAUUAAUACUAAUAUCAAGUGUAUAGAAGAGGGGAGACGUGAGAGCGGAGGACAACCUCUCGAUGAGUAUCUUAAGACUUGCAAAACCAAACCAAAAGUAGUUUUGAAAACCAAAACCAAUACAAAAACUAAUACCAAAAUCAAAACUAAAACUAAAAUCAAAACCAAAACCAAAACCAAAACCAAAACCAAAACCAAAACCAGAACCAAAACCAGAACCAAAACCAGAACCAAGUCCAAAUCCAAAUCCAAAUCCAAAACCAAACCCAAAACCAAUGCCAAAACCAAAUCCAAAUCAAACCAAAACAAAACCCAAACAAAACCAAAAACGAAACCUAACUAA
Molecule: messenger RNA, 2536 nt
Organism: Medioppia subpectinata
Lineage: Eukaryota; Metazoa; Arthropoda; Arachnida; Sarcoptiformes; Oppiidae
Source: the annotation of a GenBank genome assembly